AAGAAAAAAAACCUGACAGCAUCAGUAGUAAUAAGAUUGUCUCUUUUUCAUGUUCAUGCUCAUAAGUCUUCUACUUGCAAUGCAUGGAGCAUGCCUGCUGCUCUAAGACUUAUCAGAGGAAUGCUGACCCAAAGGAUAACUCUAGCAGCCUUUGUGCUCUUCAUCCCAACAGCUCAGUGCACACCAACAAAUGAUGCUUCAUUCUCUCUCACUAACAGAGCUAAUAGCAUUUGUUUGCUGAAAAGAUCGAGUCGCUGCUUGGAGGUGCGCUGGACGACGGGCGAUCGGCUUUUUUCUAUCUCAAACAAAAAGUGCAUCGGAGCGCAGGGCAAAAGUGUGGGGAGUGAAGUAAAUCUCUACGACUGUGACGACAAGAGUGACCUCCAAAAGUGGGAAUGCAGGAACCAAACACAGCUUGCCCUCAAAGGCACACAGCUUUACAUCGCUGCCAGUGCCGAUGAAUCCAUUGGCCUCACCAGAUCUCCGGGGCCGAAUAGUCACUUCACUAUCACAGGGACGUCCAGCAGUGCUUGCACAAGAACAUACAGAGAACUCUACACCCUUGAGGGGAAUGGGUUCGGUAAGAUCUGCAUGUUUCCCUUCCAGUACAAAGACCGCUGGUUUGGAGACUGUACUACUUACGACUCCUCAACUAAGCGUGCUUGGUGUGCAAUUGGAACAAGAUAUGAAAACGAUCAGUGGGGAUACUGUCCGACUUCAAACACAGACGACUGGACCAGAAACCUGAUAACAGGAGCGUAUUAUCAGCUCAACACACAGUCAGUCCUGACCAAGUCGCAGGCUGAAACCAGCUGCAAACAGCAGGGGGCGACCCUGCUCAGUGUGGUGGAUCCCAAUGAGCAGGCUUUCGUCGCAGCACUAUUGGCAUCUGGGAAACACAAACUUUGGAUUGGACUGGUCCUGAACCCAGAGCAUGGCUGGCAGUGGUCUGAUGCCAAGCCCUUCCGUUAUCUGAGAUGGAGUGCAGGACAUCCUCUUCCUAAUCCAGGGCACAACUGUGCGUUUCUUGACUCUGCUGGGCAGCACACUUGGCAAAGUUCAUCUUGUGUCAAAAAACUAGGGUACAUCUGCUACAAAGACGGGACAGCACCAAGUCCUCCACAAAUUGAGCAAGGAUUCUGUCCAAGCCCUUGGAUUCCCUACAAUGGCCACUGCUUCCAACUUAUACGUCAAGCUCAAACGUGGUCUGUCGCUCAAAAAGGGUGUCGCAAAGAAGGAGGAGACCUAGUUAGCAUCCGCAAUGUGGAGGACCAAAGCUUUGUCAUCUCACAACUUGGAUACGCAUCAACGGAUGAGCUUUGGAUUGGACUGAAUGACGUGAGGACAGAGGGGCUGUUUGACUGGAGUGACCACUCUGCUGUUACCUUCACCAGCUGGGAGUUUGGGAAACCUGCUACCUCCACUGAUGCAGAUGACUGUGUCCUUAUCAGAGGAGAGAAUGGAAACUGGGCAGAUCGUUGGUGUGAUGAGACACAUGGCUAUAUUUGUAUGAAGCAAAGUGAAACCGAGCGCACCGCAGAUGAAGUAGAGCUGGACAGAGGCUGCAAAGCUGGUUGGAAAAGACAUGGCUCCUACUGCUACUUUGUAGGAACAGAGACGACGACCUUCGAUGAAGCAAAGGAGGAUUGCAAAAGCAAAGACUCCUACUUAGCUGAUGUUUCAAAUGGGGUGGAUAAUGCAUUCCUUGUCAGCCUGGUGGGGCUGAGAUCGGAAAAACACUUCUGGCUGGGGCUCUCAAACCAGAAGAACAUUGAUGAGUUUGUGUGGACCGGCGAUACCCUGGUCAGUUAUACUCACUGGAACGCUGACAUGCCAGGCUACCAACAGGGCUGCGUAGCAAUGACAACAGGGACUUUGGCUGGCCUCUGGGAUCUGCUGCCCUGCGCCAACAGGGAGAAAUACAUCUGCAAACACCUGGCAGAGGGGGCAGUUUUAACCCCUGCACCACCAACUCAAUCUCCUCCCAAGUGUGAAGACGGCUGGGUUCGAGUUGGAACAAGAAGUGUCUGUUCUAAGUUUUUUACAGGGCCUCGUUCAGAGGAGAAGACCUGGUAUGAAGCCAGGGAUUACUGCAGGGCCAUCGGAGGUGACCUGCUCAGCAUCCACAGUGAUUCAGAGCUACGAGUGGGAGGUCAUGGAAGAGCCUGGAUUGGACUCCAUAUUCCCGACUCAGGCUCCGGCUUUACAUGGAGUGAUGGAACUGCGUUAAACUUCCAGCACUGGCAGGAAGGAGAGCCAAACAAUCAUAACAAUGAUGAAUCAUGUGGUGAAUUCAGAAUCUAUCACUGGGAUGAGUCCGGAUCUUGGAACGACGUGAACUGUGACAGUUACAAUGAUUGGCUGUGUCAGAUCCGAGCAGGAUUGACUCCAAAACCACCUCCGAAUAACACCGUAGUGGACUUCACUACCACUCACGAUGGUUGGCUUGUUUGGAGAGGAAACCAGUAUUUCAUUAACAGAAAUCAAAUGUCCAUGGAGGAUGCUCGACACUACUGUCAGCAGAGGCAUGGUGACCUCGUAUCCAUCACCAGCAAAGAGGAAAAUACCUUUAUUUGGAAACAGAUUUCCAGAAGCUAUGGUCACUUUUAUAUAGGUUUGACAGUGGAUCUUGAUGGAUCUUUCUGGUUUACGGAUGGGUCUCCAGUGGGGAUACAAAAGUGGGAUGAGAAUCAUCCUAAUACCAAUGCCUUCGAUCAGAACUGUGUGGCAAUGACCUAUUACAUGGGCUUCUGGCAAACUUGUAAUUGUGGGCAGGAGCACUCCUUCAUUUGUAAACGAGGAAACUCAGCACCUGCCAACACUACUGCUAUCCCCACACCUGCUCCUAAAGGUGGCUGCCCAAUGAAGUGGACCAAAUUUGACUCAAAGUGUUACAGUAUCAGUAAUCGGAAAACCACCUGGGAAGAAGCAAGAGGGCAAUGCAUCAUCAUGGGAGGCAGUUUAGUCUCAGUUCCUACAAGGCGUGAACAAGCGUUUUUAAUCACCAGAGUGGCUGAACUAAACUCUGGAGACGUCUGGAUUGGUUUAAAUAGUUUAAAUCAGGAUGGAUUUUAUUGGACUGAUGGGAAGAAAAGGAAAUACACAAACUGGGGCUUUUCUAAAAAUAUCCGUCGUCAAGGGAGCUUUUAUCAAAGAUGGAAUGAGGAACAAUGUGUUGUGAUGUCAGGGAAUCCUUCUAUUGGCAUUGGCAAAUGGUAUAUGAAGUCCUGCAAUGACACCAAUGGAUUUAUGUGUCAACGCAGUCUUGAUCAAAAUAUCCAUCCCGUACCAGUACCAGCCAUUCCAACCACUUACCUAUCACUGGGAAAUGACAGCAUUAAGGUUGUGACUAAAAAUCUCACCUGGGAAGAUGCCAAGAAAAAUUGUGAAGGAGACAAGGCCAACCUGGCUAGUCUGCGGAGAGAUUGGACACAGGCCUAUGUCGAGCUGCAAUCGAUGAAUCUUAAAACUCCUCUUUGGAUUGGACUGAACAAAGAGCAGACCGGUGGUUACUAUAAAUACAUUGAUGGCUGGAGCCUCAACUUUGCCAGCUGGGCUGAAGGUGAACCAAGGACAGGUCUCCCUUGUGUGUAUGUGGAUGUGGAUGGACAAUGGAGAACGGCUCUUUGCAAUCAGACCAUGAACAGUGUUUGCAUGCAGUCUAUAGAUGUUCCACCAACACAGUCAGCCAUAUUCCCUGGAGUUUGCCCAGAAGACACGACAGUGGAAUACCAUCAGACUGCUUCCUGGCUGCCGUUUAAGGGUCAUUGUUAUUUGUUCAUGACAGAGGAAAUUGAAUGGGCAGAUGCAGCGAGUAGCUGUGUACGGCACGGUGGAAUCCUGGCUAGUAUCGAAGACCCUGUAGAGCAACAGUUCAUUAAAAGCAAUGUUGAAAUAUUUCAAGAUAGCGUCAGUGCUUUCUGGGUUGGCCUGUUUAAGACUCAUAAAGGGACAUGGUUGUGGUUGGAUAAAACAGUCAUGGACUACACAAACUGGAGCCCUGAUGAGCCUGAAAAUGACUAUGGAGAGAUCGGAGCAUCAGAUGGCGCUUGGAGGACGGGUCGGAGAUGGCACGACAGAGGAUACAUCUGUGAAACACCAAAAGUGACACCUCAAGAUCCAGGAUCAAAAGCUGAGCCUCGUGGAAGUCAGGACCCCCGCAGUCGGGUCCACACCAGUUUGGUAGUGGUGCUGAUCAUUACUAUUACUUCUUCACUGAUGGCGUUUGCAUUCUUCCUCUACAAGAAGGCCCCUCGAGCCUUACCAACUUUUGAUAAUCCACUCUACUUUGGCAGUGAAAGAUCGCAGCCUGAUGUUGUUGACACCAACAAACUGAUAGAAAAUGCAGAGGUAGAAAACCCUGAGCCAAUUAUAGCUCUGUGAUCCCUAGUAGGAAAUGUCACAUACCGUUCUGUAUCCCAGAAACCCACACUGAUGUAUUACACUUGGAUGCUUCAUUUGUGUUUUUGCUCCUUUUUUAUGCAUGAUACAGUUUAUAUUCAGUUAUUUAAUGUCACUAUAGGUGUCCGUUUCAACUGAGUUGGCAACGUCUAACCUCAUGAAACAGAACAGUUUAGGCUUGAGAAUGUCUCAAUGGAAAUGACUUGUAUUUGAUUUUUUAUUUAUAUAUAUAUAUAUAAUUGAAUGUAUAUAUUUGAAGUUUGAUUAUGCUAACUGGAUGAUGUUUAUUGCUUGUACUCUUGACAUAUGUAAAAACAUAUUACUGCUUGUCACAUGUACAUUAAAUCUGAUGAAAUAAGUAGAUUGGG
Molecule: messenger RNA, 4769 nt
Organism: Labrus mixtus (cuckoo wrasse)
Lineage: Eukaryota; Metazoa; Chordata; Actinopteri; Labriformes; Labridae
Product: macrophage mannose receptor 1-like
Exons: 31
Coding region: 91-4383 (1430 amino acids)
Molecular function (GO): signaling receptor activity
Source: RefSeq, a predicted model, not a curated record